UUUAUAAAAUUGUAUUGACUUUAACAUAAUUAAUAUGAAGACGAAAGUUGUUAUAAAUGUAUAUUUUCACUGGAAAAAGCCUUUUGUAAAAAGGUGAGUGGUUGAGGGCUUAGGCGUGGGAUGCGCCUACGCCUGGCGCAAGAAGGAGCCUGUGCGUAACGUUCAGUCUGGCAGCAGCUAUCGACGCGAAUGCUUGUGUGUGCGACGCGUUUUUAUAUCGCAUGUUGAGACGAACGCGAACACGAAAAUGAGUAGUGGCAAGAGGAAACUAUCGUUUUUGGGCUUCUCACCUCAGGGCGAGGGCGAGGACGAGCUCCGGCUGGACGAAGAAAUGGAGCGGGUGCUAUGGGGAGAUGGCGAGCCCCCGCCACUUGUGGAAUCCACAGCUUCACCGCUUCGGGAUAUCGCUGCACCAGUACCACAAACAACGCAAGAUGGAGGGAGUUUGCCCAGUGUGACAGAAUUGUCACAAACGAGCCCGUUACCGUUGGAUAGCAUGGGGUCAGACCAUCAGAUGUCGAUAUUUUCGGGUUCCGGAUCUGCAGGGAGUCCUCAGGAGGUGGAUGAAAAACACGUGCAGUUCCACGGCGACCGACGCAUCUCCAAAACUGAGUUUGACGACGCAAACGACGAGCGGCGCAAUCAACGAUAUAUCAAAAUGUCUCAACCAUACAAGACACGGAAGUUGAUUGUGCAUGACAACUUGCCCCUGGAUUAUGAGCCGAAUGCUGCGGUAGGCUUGGACGACCACAUGCCGGAGAUGGACCAGGAAGUGUUGCGCAGCCAUCGGAGUGACGACCCGAGAGCCCUGCGACGACAUAAGAUACGCAAGGGCUCGACAGUACACGUCGGUCGAAAGGAUGGCGGUGACAAGGUUGCGGACAUACUCACUGAUUUGACGUACAAAAAAAUGUACGACCAUAGGCCUCACGCGGUCUUCGUCCAACUUGACGAGCUUCUCGCCACCGAGGAUGGUGAUCCAGAAUGGAAGGAAACAGCUCGUUGGAUCAAGUAUGAAGAAGAUGUGGAGGAAGGGUCAGCCAGAUGGGGUCGGCCGCAUGUCGCCUCCCUGUCGUUCCACUCCCUGCUGAAUCUGAGACGGUGCCUAGAGACUGGUGUGGUACUCCUCGACCUCGACGAAAAAGAUCUUCCUGGUGUAGCAUACAGGGUGGUCGAAAGCAUGGUUUCCGAGGGUCUGAUCGAAGAAGACGAUAAGCCGGUCGUUAUGAGAUCGCUUCUACUGAGACAUCGACAUGUACACGACGAACGAUUCAGGUUCUCAAUAGGAGGAAAGAAACAGUCCUCGUAUACCAGUUUACAGUCGCUGUGGCUGGAGGAGCCUGGCUUGGGGCAAGGCGGUGCGAACGGCGCGCGCAUUCGCUGCUCGCAUUGCUCCCCCGCCGGCACCUGUCGCCGGCACAGCGCCCACAUUCUUAGCUUGUCAGAACGUCGUUUUGGGCGUCGAAGUUCCUACGCCUUACCUCUUCAUGAGCGCGCUGAGACACGUAAGAAGACGUCAGCGCCGGGCCUCGACCAGCGUGAGAUAGAGUUCGUGGCUGCGGGAGUCGACGGCUCUCAGGAUGAGCUGCGACGUGGACAUAACGACUCCAUCAUGAAACGUAUUCCCGACGACGCCGAAGCGACUACAGUUCUCGUCGGUGCUGUGGGCUUUCUGGACCAACCGACAAUCGCGUUUGUCCGUCUAGCGCAAGGGAUUUUAAUGCCAUCAAUCACUGAAGUUCCUGUGCCCGUUCGAUUCAUGUUCAUCCUCUUGGGUCCACCUGCCGCCGAUCUCGACUACCAUGAAGUUGGACGUUCAAUUUCGACAUUGAUGUCAAAUCCAUCGUUCCAUUCCAUCGCCUAUAAAGCUGAUGAUCGUCGCGAGCUUCUGUCAGCUAUCAACGAAUUCUUAGAUGAUUCUAUUGUGCUACCACCUGGGGAUUGGGAAAGGCAGGCUUUGUUGCCGUUUGAAGAACUACGUGCUAAAAGUGAAAUGAUAAGGCGACGUAAACGUGACGCAUUAGAACGCAAGAAAGCCGCUGCCGAAGCGGCUUCCCCUCCCUCCGUUGAAAAACAGACGCUGAUUGCGGCCGAAUCUGGAGGGAAACAAGAAAAGGAAUACGAAGACCCUCUUUCUAAGACUGGACGUAUUUUUGGGGGUGUAUUAAGAGAUAUUAAACGUCGAUAUCCAUACUACUUAUCCGAUUUUCGAGAUGCGUUGAACGGGCAAUGUGCUGCUGCCACUAUAUUCAUGUACUUUGCUGCUCUUUCCUCGGCUAUAACUUUUGGUGGUCUACUCGCUGAUAAGACCUACGGAAAAAUCGGAAUUUCUGAAACUCUGGUUUUUACGUGUGCUGGCGGAAUCUUGUUCGCAUUACUGGCUGGCCAGCCCAUGAUGAUCACCGGGGCUACCGGUCCUUUGCUAUUACUUGACGAAUCACUGGCAACGUUCUGCAGAUCCUACGGGUUUGAGUUUCUAGCUGCUAGAAUGUAUUGCGGCAUCUGGAUGAUAGUGAUUGCUCUUUGCGUGGCAUCCGUUGAAGGGAGUGUCGCUGUUAAGAAGAUUACCAGAUUCACCGAGGACAUAUUUGCGUUCUUGAUAUCCCUGAUCUUCAUCUCGGAGCCAAUCACGAAUCUGAUUAGUCUGUACCGAGCGCAUCCUCUCGGUUAUGACUACUGCGAACACAGCGCUAACAGUACCAUUGGAAACAAUACCCUAAAUAAUAAUGCAACCCUGCCCGUGGCAUCUAACCACAUCAAGAUAACGCCUCAACCGAACACUGCGCUUUUUUGCACGAUGCUCACUCUUUCAACUUUCAUCAUCGCCUACUAUCUUCGUAUCUUCCGCAACGGCAAAUUCCUCGGACGCAGUGCUCGUCGGGCUUUAGGAGACUUUGGCGUGCCGAUCGCAAUUGUCCUGAUGGUUGGCUUAUCAGUAUUGGUGCCGGUGUGGACAGAGAAGCUGCAAGUGCCGGACGGUCUCAGUCCGACUGCGGAUCGGUCGUGGCUGGUACCCCUCAACCCUGGCCUGGAAACGAUCCCCAUGUGGGCGGCCUUUGCUAUGGCUUUACCUGCUCUCAUGGUUUACAUUAUCGUGUUCAUGGAAACUCAUAUUGCCGAGUUGAUUAUUGAUAAACCGGAGCGUCGCCUCAAGAAGGGUAGCGGUUUCCAUAUGGACAUCGUGAUAAUGUCAGUGGUGAACGCUGUGUGUGGAAUGUUCGGAGCGCCGUGGCAGUGUGUCGCUACCGUACGUUCCGUCAGCCAUGUGGCCGCGCUCACCGUCAUGUCCACUACACACGCUCCUGGAGACAAGCCCUACAUCGUCGAAGUCAAAGAACAACGUCUUACUGGAUUGCUGGUCGCGGUGCUAGUCGGUAUAUCUGUGUUAGCUUCUGGUUGGCUGCGUUUGGUACCAAUGGCUGUGCUCUUCGGCGUGUUCCUCUACAUGGGUAUCUCAGCUCUCGGUGGCAUUCAAUUCUGGGAUAGAUGCAUCUUGUUGUUCAAGCCGGUUAAACAUCACCCUCAAGUACCGUACGUACGACGGGUUCCUACUUUGAAGAUGCACUUGUACACACUGAUACAGAUCGGUGGACUUAGUCUUCUGUACCUGGUGAAGAGCUCUCAGUAUUCACUCGCUCUGCCGUUCUUCCUGGUGAUGAUGGUGCCGCUACGAAUGGCCCUAGCCUACGUUUUCACGCCUCUGCAACUACGAGCUUUGGACGGCGCCCAGAAAGAAAUAGACAAAGACGAGCCCGACUUCUACGAGGAAUCGCCGCUUCCGGGCUAAGCAGCUUCUUGAUAAAUAUUAAAUACGUUGUAUUCUCGAUCUAACAAGCAUGCGUUUAUCAAAGAAAAUGGAAAUAUAAUUAACCAAUAAUUUCAAAUUCUAUUCGUAGUAGUAGUAGUGUAGUAGAAGUAGUCGAAGUAGUAGUAUUAGUAGUAGUAGUAGUAGUAGUAGUAGUAAUAAUAGUAGUAGUUGUAUUCCAGUUGUACUUUGCCAGUUAGUAAUGGUGACAGCAUGUUAGUAUUCUAAAUAUUUAUGUCAAGAUUUAGAAAAAUAAAAUGUAAACGGUUCGUCAAUCUAUAUCAGAUUCCAUUCAAAUAAGCUCUUUAAUGACUUAUUAAUGUUUCAAUAAUUUCUUUUCGAAUACUUAAAAUCUAUUCCUUAUCACACUCUUUUCUUAAUACAUUCUAAAAUCUAACUCUGUCCUCUUCCUUUUGGAUUUUAAUGACGUUGUUUCUUUCAUUUUAUUUUUUACGUAGAACAAUAUUGAGAUUAUACAAUUUAUUGGGACGCGGGACGAAUCACGUCGAGACAACAUUUAAGGCGAGAACAAUACGAGCCCGUGUUAGAUAGAGCCAUAAGAAAAUUGAUAUUAAUCAAACUUAAGUUAAGUCGUAGAUGUAGAUGAUUAUGAAGUAGAAACUAAAAUUAAUAAUAUAUUACAAUAUGCCUACUUUACGCCACAUUUUUUUCUCUUUCGUUGCAUGUUGCCUACAAAAUAAGAUAGGUCGCAUAAAUGUUAUUGAAAGCUUGAAUAUGUAAACUACGUAGUUAUGGUAGAUUUUAGUAAUUUUAAAUUAUUGUUGUAAAAUUAUUUUGAUGUAUGUUUUCUUGAAAAUAAUAAUUUAUUUAUAAAGGUUGUUGAUUUCAAAUGAGAAUGUGCUCAAUUGAUUAUAAAUUAGAAUUUCUCUAAAUCUAAAAAAAUCCUAUGGUUUUUUAAAUGAAACAGGAUUGUUUAAACAAAAAGUUAAAUACAGAUACGCUCUGUAAUAAAAUUACGAGCCAAAGGUUAGGUGCCAAAGAGAUAUUUAUUGUUUUUCAGUACGAUUCCUUUUUUAAUUUAAAAAUGCGUAGACAAUACGUGGACUGCUAUCUGACCGCGUAAAUGCGUCGUGUAGCACCUGCCUAAGAAAUUAUAAUUCCGAUUUAACUAAUUUUAAUUAGUUCUAUUUAUUGUUAGAAAUGUUUAUUGUUUUAAAAUUGUCAUCUUGUUUAAAAAAUAUUCUAACCAAUUAUUAUUAAAAAGUGAGGUGAAGGGCCUAAGAAAUGUCUAUGUUUUGCCAAAGUUCAAUUUUGCCUAUGUAUUUACUAAGUACUUAAUUUACUAUAUAUUUUUAAUGAGUUAUUUUAAUUUUAGUACUAGUUGUCAAGGAUAGGCUAAAAUGCUUCUUGGAUGUUUGAAUAUUACAUUCCGGACGCCAAAACAAACACUUUAGUAUAUAUUGAGAUUACUUUAGUUUAAGUCUUGUUCUAAUCGUUUUAUUGUUUGUUAACUACGCACAUAAGUGUUUUCGAUUUGUAUUUCAUUUCCAUAUUGUUGUUAAAAUAUUAAACUUGCAGUUUAAAAAGUUAUUCCAACAUCCCAGUGAUUAUGUACAGAAGUAAUGAAUUUUAUGUUAUGAUGAUCGUAAUAUAAAAAUUACUAUUGGUUUAUAAAUAUUUGUCAGGUACUUAAUUGUGGAGUCAAAUAGCCAAUUACAUUGUUAAGGUACUUAUCCAAGGGAGACUAAAUAAAUGGAGAUGGACUUUGUAGUCUAGCUUCUAGUUAUAUUUUGUAUGAUUUCAGUCAACAUGAAAAUCAAUAUUAUUUGGCUACAUUGUUUUGUUUUGUUACAUUGUUAUUCACAGCUCAAUUAAACAUUCCACAUUAGUUUCUUUAGUGAUCCAUCAUAAUAAAUGUAUAUGUUUUAAUGUAAACUUUAAAAUUCACCUUUAUAAAGUCUCGAGCAAAAGGUUCUUCAAACUUGGGGAACUGACAGCCAACCUUCGCUAAUCGGAGAGGCACCUUAAGUAGGAAAACGUUAAUAUGCCAUAGGUUUUGUGUUCUAUUAUGAUAUAAUAUUGGUAUGUGAUUGUCAAUUUUUUAUUAUAUUUUUGACUUUGAGAAUAAACAUAGGUUGCCAUUUGGUAAAUGCAAAUUUAGAAUAAAAGUUUUAUUUUAGUUAUAAAAAAAUCACUGUUAUUAUUAAUGUAAGAUUAUAAAACAUUGUCCAAUUAUUUACUUAAAUUAUUGGUAAUAAAACACAUUUGACAUACAAAUUGAAAGGGUCCUAAUCUGAGUACAAGUAUUCUGCUUUAUAUUAAUUACAGUGUAAUCCCACUGCCAUCACACUUGUAUUAUUUAUCUCUGUUUGUUUAAAGAGAAUAUUUAUUACACCAGUGUUUUGGCAACGGAAACCAACAGUUAACUGGAAUUAGAUUGAUUUAAUAUUGAACUGUUUAAUUAUGUAUGGUUUUAUAAUUUCAGUACAAAUAAUUAAACAACUAAGUUGUAUUUAGUAUUAAGUAACAUAUUAUUUUGAGUAAUUAUAAAUUUGUUUUUAAUUUAUUAAAAAGUUAUAGUUCAAAAUGUGAUCAAUGUACAGUUUAUUUUAGUUAAUAGUUACCAAGUCAAAGGAAUUAAUGUGCUAUAAACAGAUACCUUAAUUUAUUAUAAGUUCCUUGAUUAUUUAUUUAUUUAAUGUUUAUUGCAAAGGAGUGGAUUAAAUUGUC
This is a messenger RNA of Papilio polytes (common Mormon), 6496 nucleotides long. RefSeq names its product anion exchange protein 3 (gene Ae2). NCBI's taxonomy places the organism in Eukaryota, Metazoa, Arthropoda, Insecta, Lepidoptera, Papilionidae. The transcript has 20 exons. Gene Ontology annotation, molecular function: monoatomic anion transmembrane transporter activity; solute:inorganic anion antiporter activity. The record is from RefSeq and is a predicted model, not a curated record. The coding region runs from base 248 to 3787 and encodes 1179 amino acids. Gene Ontology annotation, biological process: regulation of intracellular pH; bicarbonate transport; monoatomic anion transport. Gene Ontology annotation, cellular component: plasma membrane.